Messenger RNA from Brachypodium distachyon (stiff brome), 1182 nucleotides. RefSeq lists its product as uncharacterized. NCBI's taxonomy places the organism in Eukaryota, Viridiplantae, Streptophyta, Magnoliopsida, Poales, Poaceae. The record is from RefSeq and is a predicted model, not a curated record. The coding region runs from base 332 to 865 and encodes 177 amino acids. The transcript has 2 exons.
GGCAGACAGCUUUACAUGCCCGCCAUGGGACGGGAGGAAGAUCGAUGCGGCCAAAAGAGGGCAGCUUCCGCGAGAUCUUGAUAUGUGUGAACUGUGAAAAACCGCAGACACCGCGCGCGUCUGCUAGCUUAGCUCAUCACCACAGCCAGCAGAAGCCCACCGCCCUCCAUCCAAUUCAUUCUCCCUUCUUCCCAAAUCAGCUGCCCUGGCUGCAAGUUAGCCAGAAACGAAAGCUAGCCUGGCCAUCUGAGAUUGACCGAUCUCAUGCCGCAACUUUACCGGUUCAUCUGAGAUCGACCGCCAGGCAUCCAUCCAUCCAUCGAUCAAUUCCAUGGCCAUGGAGAGCGACAGCAAGUCCGCCGUCUGCUGCAUGUGCGGCGACCACGGCCUGCUGCCCGAGCUGUUCCGCUGCGCCGCCUGCUCCGUCCGCUCCCAGCACACGUACUGCACGGACCGGUACCCGAAGGCGGAGGCCUACGGAACAUGCAACUGGUGCCUGAAGACAGGACAAUCAGCAACAGGCAACGCCGCUCCUAGCAUCCCGGCGAGUUCCACGCUCGAAGCGAUCGCCGCCCGGCCGCCGGGCGCCGCUCACGGCAGCGAUCCGACGACCUGCAGCAGAUUGAUGCCACCGCCGGCGAACAAGGUCGUCGUCGCUGCUCGCGGUGACUUUGCCGCGGAGCUGAACAAGCCUAUCAAGAAGCAGCAGCUCCAGCAGCAACGGCGGAAGCUCCUGCUGCGGCGGUCGGCUUCGGAUCUGGGCAGUGGCCGCGGAGGCGCUGGGCCGCCGUCUCCUGGAGUCGUCGCGCGGGGAAGGCCGAGGGUUCGGAGGUAUAAGCUCUUGGAAGAGGUGAUCAGCAGCUAAGCUUCGCGAUUUAGUGCAACUGUGCUGUGCAAGAGCUAUAGGGUGCGGGGUUUAAUUUUGGUGAUGACAGCGUGAUCGAGUCCGCGCCGUUCACUGUAUUUAGUAAUCUAGGCAUGCAUGUACAUAAGUGCAGACGCGCGUGUGCGAGCAAAUGCUGCGGUGGAGUUCUGAGUCCUGGAGGGUACGUGUACGUGUCAUGUGUAACAUGCUGAGCAAAUGUGACUCAUGCUGAGUCAAGAGCUCCAUACAUGCGCUAGCCAACGCAAUGAAAAGACCAAUCUGACGAAGGGACUAAUCAAUCCACUUAUAUUUCAACA